AUGGAGAAUAACGAAGUAAAACAUGCUAUUUUUGACCUCGACGGAACCUUGUUGGAUACGGAAACGAUUUAUUACGAAAUUUUAACCACUCUUUUUGAAGAAUUUGGGUCGAAUUAUUCUUGGGAAAUUCAUAGUAAGCAAGCGGAUUCUACUCGGGAUGAGUCUAAUCGUAUAUUAAUUAGAGAAAUAAAUCAGCAAAGAGAAAGACAAAGUAAAGAACCUUUAUCAGAAAAGGAAAUCGAAGAAUUUAAAGAAUUUCGCGAAAAAAAUAAGGAAACUUUUUCUUCAGUUAAAUUCAUGAUCAAUGCUGAGGAUUUAGUAAAAUAUUUUUCAAGCAACAACAUUAAUAUUGCUUUGGCCACCAGUUCGAGACGUAAAAAUUAUUCUCUCAAAACCGAAAAUAAGGAAUUAUUUAAACUAUUCGGUGACAAUGUUGUGUGUGGAAAUGAGGUAGGAAAAAGCAAACCAGAACCCGAUAUAUUUAUUGCCGCUUUGAGGAAAAUGUUAGGAGCAGACGCUUCAAAAGAAGCAGAUUCUAGUCUUUUCGCUAAAUGUUUGGUUUUUGAGAACUCCGUUCAAGGAGUUAAGGCGGCUCUGGCGGCAGGAAUGAAAGUGGUUUGGGUUCAAGAUCCAAGAAUGAAUUACGAUGAAAAAAAUAGAUUACACAGUAGUGCAUCUGCUAAGCAAAUUGAAGAAGCCUAUAAAAAAAUUGUUGAAAAGAAGAGAAGAAAUAAAAAUUAUUUUGUACUUGAAAAAAGAACGCAAGAGUAUGAACUGGCUCAUAGCAUCCUAUCUAAUACAAAAUUGAGAAGUGAAUAUGAUCGACAAGAAAACUUCUCCAAAGAUUUUAUUAAAAACUAUAAAAAAGACUUCGCUGGAAUAACUAAUGAAGAAAAACUUAAUGAGUACUACAAUAAACAUAUUCUGAACCGACUGGGUUCAGUUCCGAUGGAUGUCAACUAUCAGCAAGUGGAUAUAAAUAUGGAUAACAUGGAUAUUGAUCACGAGGCAGAUAUUGACAAUAAAAAAAGAGAAUACAGAGAACUAGAAAAGGAAAAAAAUGAAAUAAUAGAAAAAAUUAAGACCAAAACGAAAGGGGAGGUAGAGGGCGUUGAUGAAAAACCGCAUCCCCAGAAAGGAACCGGACGAGCACGUUCUGGUUCGCCUUACAACCCUCAAAAUCGGGGAGGGGGGAUAACCUUUGGACCAACGGGUCAAGAAAGUCGUUCUUUGGAUAUUAAUAAAAAAUUCAAGCAAAGUGUCUUUCAAUCGCUUUUGGGAGAAAAAAUGAGAAAAAAAGAGAUAAUAAUUGUGGAUAAAAUAGCGUUUGCUAAUUACAAAACCAAAGAGGCUGAAAAAUUCCUUGUCUUUUUGCCAGUUAAAAAGACCUCAAUUCUGCUUGUGCUAUCCAACGAGGAAGAAAAUAAAGAAAAAAUAAUUUAUUCUUUUCGUAAUCUGUCUUAUGCCAAGGUUAGCGAUAGUAAAUUGGUCAAUUUCUCGCAAGUAUUAUCUUCUAAUUAUCUCGUUUUUACCCAUUCGGCUUUUUCGGAAGUAGAAAAAAGAUUGGGUUAA
This is a messenger RNA of Racocetra persica, 1572 nucleotides long. The record is from the annotation of a GenBank genome assembly. Lineage: Eukaryota; Fungi; Glomeromycota; Glomeromycetes; Diversisporales; Gigasporaceae.